CGCAUUAUUUGUUGUUUAUGGCCCUGGCUGCCGUUUAUAGCUGCAAGCGAAACCAAGUCACUCUUCAUCCGGUCUUUGGUCGUUCUCUGAGUCUUGGUCUUGGUCUUGCUCCAGCUUUGGGUCGGUUCUGGCUCGAUCUGCACAUUGUCACGGGUCGAGUUGGUAACGUAGUAGGCAAACGUUUGGCAUUCAAUCAACAAAUGAAACAACUUACUAAAUUAUAGUUACAUUCAAUUUCAAACUGGCGGAGUCCAAAUCAGUGGAGCAGUUUUUUCAUGCUGCCGAAACAGCUGAAAUUGUUAUCAAGGAGUUGCGGGAGUUCGUUAGUGACAUGUUCAUGUCUAAGGUCCUGCCAUGUGGCUCCUAUGAAGCCUAUUUAAAUCUCACCACCAUCGAACAAAAAACCUACUGUGUGGAAGUCACAUCCAAUGGAUAUAGAAUAGUCUCUUUCGAAUACGACACAAUAGACAGUGACAAGAUAGACGAUGGAUUCAUAGAUCUAUCUUUUGAAUCUCCCGAAGCGCUCCUCACCGAAAUCAGUCCCAGUUAUGUGGUGGCCUUCGGCGAAAGCCUUUGUGCCAAGCUGAGUGAGAUUCAACGACGUCCUGAUAAUGACAACUAUUAUGGCAACAACGAGAGGGGAAGCUCCUAGCAAAAACUAAACAAUAACAAUAACGAUGCUCCACUGUGCGACCGAGCGAGCAAGCAGGCAGCCAACCGAGCUGCCAGCCAUUUGCUUGCGUGUGCUCAUAGCAAGAAUUUUAUGGCAAUUACUUUUGGUCAGCGAACAUGCCUCGCUGGAGGAGAGUAUGGAGGCUGUGGGGCUGCGGGGCUGCGAGAUUGUGUGGAGCUUUGCGCAGCUUUGGGUGUGGCCGGCAAACAAGCAAACACACAUUCAUGCAACCUGAGGCAGUGGUAGUUGUGCCUUUUAGAAAUUUGUUAAUUGUCGCCAAGUGAUAAUUAAACGAUUUCUUAUGUGCCGAAGACGCCAAGGAGCUGGCUAGUUAAAUGGCUUGAUUGCAAUAAUUAAGCUUUAUUUGCCGAUGAUUAUGGCUCCGAAAGACAGACCACCAGCUCCAGGAGUACAUCAUUACCGGAAAUUUUCUAGCGUUGAAAACGAACUAUUAAAGUGUCAUUGCUGCCUCAAA
Scaptodrosophila lebanonensis is the source of this 1148-nucleotide messenger RNA. Its product is annotated as GSK3-beta interaction protein. Lineage: Eukaryota; Metazoa; Arthropoda; Insecta; Diptera; Drosophilidae. Gene Ontology annotation, biological process: regulation of canonical Wnt signaling pathway. Gene Ontology annotation, cellular component: cytoplasm. The record is from RefSeq and is a predicted model, not a curated record. Gene Ontology annotation, molecular function: protein kinase A binding; kinase regulator activity. The transcript has a single exon. Bases 332 to 652 code for a protein of 106 amino acids.